This is a messenger RNA of Electrophorus electricus (electric eel), 11025 nucleotides long. The record is from RefSeq and is a predicted model, not a curated record. Lineage: Eukaryota; Metazoa; Chordata; Actinopteri; Gymnotiformes; Gymnotidae.
AUGGGGAAUACUAAGAUCUUUCUUCUGCUGCUUCUGGCCACCAUUGUUUUGACUAAUGCUCAGGAUGAUGAUGCACCAUGCCUUUUGGCUAAACGAUAUAAAAGCCUUCACAAGUAUGAGUAUAUUUAUGAAACAGAGUCCCUGAAUGCUUUAAAUGGAGCCAUCAAUGGUCCCAGAGCCAGCUGCAAGGUUGAAAUUGAAGUUCCUGGCACAUGCAAUUAUGUUGUGCACACGAAGGAGUGUACACUGAGUGAGGUCAUCAACACUGAUGCAGAUGGAAGCCCAGUGUUUGGGCCAGCUGCUGACACAGAGACUUUUAAGGCAGAAAUGGAGAAAAAUCCAUUAAAGGUCACUGUAGAAGGUGAUGAUGACAUCAAGCUCUUUCCUGAGGAUAAUGAGCUAAUAAACAUCCUGAACAUCAAGAGAGGCAUCAUUUCUGCCCUUGCAGUUCCUGUGCUUGAAGAGGAGAUGAACAAGAGAAUGCCUACAAUUUAUGGUCUGUGCAAGACUGAAAACACUGUGAACAUCAGGCACGACAUUGCCACUGAUAUCACCAUCAGUAGGGACCUGUCCAGAUGUGACCAUUUCAGGCCAACCCAGGACCACACAAGCCCUCUGGCUCUCAUUACAGGCUUGCACUACCCACUUGCACAGCUGAUCAGGAGCAAACAGACAUGCAACUACAAAUUUGACAAUCACCAAAAGCAUAUGACCUCUGGUGCUUGCACAGAGAACCACAUCCUCUUGCCUUUCUCUCACAAGGGUAUCGGAGUUACCAAUAUUGGAAAACAGAAACUAUCUCUGUUGGGAGUGACUGAGUACAAUGAAAGAGUGUUUGAUCACAAUGAGGCCAACAUGAAGCCCCUUCACCUUGAUGCCAGUGUUGAUAUGAGCCCAAUUCAGGACCCAACUGUUGUCUUGGCCAUUUUAAGGGAGCUGGCUGGACUUUCCCAAACCAACAAUGGGCACAAGAGGGCUUACCUGGCUAAUAGGCUGGUAGCUGUGAUCCGCAAGAUGAAUACUAACGCUCUGUCUUUCACAUUGCCAAAGGCCUUGGAGAUCUCCCCAUCACUGACCCUCCAGGCCUUGUUCCAGUGUGGCACCCCAGAAUGCAGCAGUGCAAUUAUGCAAAGCCUGAGGACCACUGGUAGUAUCACUAUGGAAAUUGAUGCUGCAGUUUAUGCCAUGGGAAUGAUUCUCAAACCCUCACGCAUCCUAAUAAAGGAAAUGCUAGACAUGGCCAAGUUCAAGCCAAGCAAACUCAUCUACUAUGCUACCAGCAAUGCUGUGAGGAAGCUCCAUAAGGCAGAAGGAAGAGUCACCCCUGAAAUUGAGGCAGUGGCUAAUUAUUUCCUAGAUGAGAUUGGUGACUGUAAAGGUGACCAGGAGCAGAUCUAUUUGACCCUGAGGGUCAUUGGAAACAUGGCUGCUGCUAUGGGUGCUGCCAGCCCUGCCCUGAUGUCCUCUGUGAUCCAGUGCAUUAACCAUCCCACUACAUCACCUGAAGUUCAGCAGGCUGCCAUCCAGGUCUUCAGACUGACCCCUGUCACUGAAGAGGGCAGAUUGGUGCUCAUGCAGGUUCUCUUGGAUAGAAAAGGCUCUGUGCAGAAGCGUGUUGCUGCUUACCUCAUCCUUAUGAAGGAUCCCCAGCCUGAAGAACUCACUCAGUUGGCUGCAGCACUGCCUAAUGAAGGAAACCUGCAGGCCAAGAACUUUAUUAUAUCUCAUGUCACCAAUAUUCUGAGCUCUACUGCAACAGAGACCAAAGAAGUGAGACAGAAGAUUCUUGAUGCCUUCCAAAGAAAUGAAGUUGGAAAGGUCAUGGAUCCCACCAAGUUUUCUCGCAGCUACAAGAUUGGCUCUCUAGAGGGACACAUGAUUUUUGAGGAAGAAAGCAAACUUCCCAAGGAAGCCAUGCUUGAAAUGACCCUCAGUGCUUUUGGAUAUGACAUUGACAUGUUUGAGGUUGGUAUGGAGGCUAAAGGACUUGAGCCAACUGUCGAGGCCUUGUUUGGUCCUAAUGGUUUCUUUCCUGAUACUGUAAUGAAAACCAUUUACUAUGCUGCUGAUAAAAUGCCUUCUCAAGUUAAUGAGGUUCUAAAGAGCAUGAUCCCAGCCCUAAGGAAUGACAGAAAAAAGAGACAGGUCUCUCAAAAUUUAAUAGAGGAAAUCAUCCAAAAUGUCAACAAACUAACCAAGGACCUGAAAUUUCAAGAUAGCCCUGAAGCCAUGCUUUAUCUGAGGCUGCUGGGUGCUGAGCUUGGCUAUCUUAAGACUCAGGAUAUGGAAGAGAUGGCCUACUCUGUGAUAAAGAUGUUUGAGAACCUCCUUAAGAUGUUCCCCAGUGAUUUCAUCAAGAGUUUGCUCUCAAGUGUUGACAAUGAACUUUUCAUUCAUUACAUCUUCAUGGAUAAUGAAUUCUACCUGCCCACUGGCAUGGGUGUCCCACUGAGAGUUGCUCUGUCUGGCAUCUUUACCCCCGGGAUCAAAGGAGGAUUGAGAAUUCUGCGUGAUAGCGGUGAAAUUGCUUUCAUGCCAUCUGCUGGUGUGGAGUUUGUGACUGAGAUUGGUGCUCACCUCCCAGAUUAUGUUCACUCUGGCCUGGAGGCCCACACCAACAUCUACCAUGAGAGUGGUCUAAGAGCUAAGGUUUCUAUGACCCACAGUCAGAUCAAGCUGACCAUCCCUGCUAUUGACAGCCCAUCUAAGAUCAUCAGUGUUACCAACUCCCUGGUGUCUGUUGCUGGUGCUCAAAUGAAAACAAUUCCUGCCAUGGGGGAGUCUGUUGAUGUGGAAAAAUGCACUCUUCUCAUCCCGGGUCUGAAAUGCUGUAGUAUCCUUGUAUACUCAGAUGCCAGGUUAAAUGAUGCCUCCCCAUAUUUCCCCCUCACAGGUGAUAGCAAAAUGGCCAUUGAACUACACCCUGCUGGUGAGAUCUCUGAGUAUACUGCCACUAUUAAGUAUGCACACAAGAAGAAGGUUGACAAAGUAACAAUUGAUGUGAAAGCUGAGGGAACACCCUUUGGGGCCUCAGCUAGCAUGAUGUUCAACAGAAAGAAUUAUAUUGUCUCUGCUGGUAUUGAGAUCCCUGACUAUGACAUUGAGGCUGGAGUUAGAAUUGGUGAUGUUAACCUGAACACUAAGGACAAAGACAAACAUUCCAUACAGAUUGACCUUCUAAACAAAAAUAUCAUCCAGGCAUCACUGAUUGGCCAGGCAAAGAUUGAGGCACUGAAAGAUGCUAUGCUGCAGGUACAGCUUCUUGUCCCUUCUCUUCAGACUGAUGCAAAAGUGACUGCCAGUCUUAAUUGUGCAGAGGAUUUGAGAGUGGAGCUUAAGAGUGACUUCAGAUUCCUUGAGACCUCUUCUGUGCAGAAACUCACUCUGGAAUAUGAUGAUGAGAAAAUCAAAGCAGAGAUCAAGUCAGAUGUGAAUUGUGAAACUCAGAACAUCACUCCCAGACUUGAUGCAAUGAAAGCACAGCUAAGUGACCUCCUUGAUCAGCAUAUUGGCCAGGCAAAAACGAACAUCCGUGAUGUGUGGACCUCAACAAUUGAGGUUACAAAUACCUAUCUUGAAGCUUGUAGGAUCCCAUUUCUGGAAAACAUAAGAGUCCCUGCCUUGACAGAAAUUAAUCUCCCUGAGAGGCUAUUCUUGAAUAUUGAAGCUGGUGCCAAGUACCACUUUGGUGAUCGAUACGACACCAUUAUCUUCUCUGUACCUUUUGGUGGUAAAUCUUCUAGAGAUCUGAACUUCCCUCCCGCUCUCACCACACCAAAACUGGCUGUGCCUCAGCUUGGUCUAGAAGUUGCCUCCAUUAAAAUUCCUAUUCCUGAGAUAUUUGUCCCUGAGACAUUGACUGUAUCUCUCCCCCUUUUUGGAAUGGCAAUAUUGACAGGUAAGCUUAGUAGCAACCUCUAUAACUUGGAAGCAAUUGCGUCUGCUCUCAGCGAACCUGCUCAGCACCAAAAAUAUUCUGCCAAGGUUGAAGUAACUGGAACAAGCCCUAUGGAUCUCCUCUCUCUUAGAAUUAAAGGAUUUGGCCUGCUUACUGGAACCUCACAUGAUACUCUAAAGGCAGAGAUAAGCAGCGCAGUCAACCACAAGUUCAUUGAUGCAACACUCAGCAUCACUGAGGAAAUUGCAAUGGUGGAGAAGAUCAGUAUAAAAUCAAGCAGUAAAAUUGAAGUCGCCAGUCUCUAUGAUGCAAAGUUCUCUAUGGAGCAUACAGGCCAAGUGGGAGUCAAUACAAAAGAAAUCUCUGGGGAUUACAACUUGAAGGGAUCCUUUGUGAGUGGCCCUAUUUAUGGUGAUGCAACCCUCACACAGUCACUUAUUUUACUCCCAUUCAAGCCAGAGGCAAGGAUUCAUUCUUCAGUAAAUGUAGAUUCAACACCUUUCCAGGCUAAGAAUACCUUUAUAGCAACCUUCGCUAAUGGAGAGCUGUCAGUUCAAUCAAACACAGCUGCAUUUGAGGAUAGAUUCAUGCACAUUGCUGAAAUCACAUUCAUGGAAUCCAAGUUUGCUGCAAAAUCAAAUACUAAGGCAUUUGCUCUGGGCUGGCAGGUACAAAAUAUUGCUGAAUUCGGUGUUGGUAGAGAUGUCAACAUCAAAAUUGAGACCAAAACCAGCCUUUCAAACAUUCCCCCACUGCAUGAAAAUUUCAUCAAUUCCCUGAUUAUUGCAACUGUGGAUGGUAAUGGUUUAGUUGUAAAGAGUAAUGCUUCUGGCAAGAUAGCUGAUUACAAAGCUAACCAUAAAGCCAGCCUCACUUUGAACAGAAAUGGUCUGACUACCAAUGGUAUUACCUCACUGAACAGCCGAUUGACUCUGAAGAACACUUUCACUGGUAACCUUGAUUCUUCUAAGGCUUCUCUAUCAGUUGAGACAGAGGGGAAAUUUGCUGGUGUCCAUUUUGGUAAUGCCAACUCUUUGUCUGCCUCUAUGUCCUCUGUGGCUUUAACUUCUAAGUCUGAUGUCACUUUUGCCCAGGAUUUGUGGUACCGAUAUGAUAUCGCUGUUCAGGCAGAGCCUUACUCUGCUACUGUGAUCAUCAACAACGACCUGAAGAUUCUUCCUAUCAGAGUAAACAGUGAAGCUGUGUUUAAAGUAGGACCUUACAAAGUUGAUCUGAUGGGUAAUCUGAAGCUUGGCUCUGGUACAGAGGAAUUGAAACACACCUAUGAGAUCAGGUAUGCAGAGUUGACAGCAACCGCUAAGUGCAGUACCACUGGAAAACUCUUGGGAGCUCAUAUGAGCCACAACACUGAAAUGGAGAUUUCUGGACUCAGUGCCAGGAUCAACAACAAUGCUCGCUUUAAUUCCCAACCUGUCCGAUUCAGCACCACCCUCCAAGCUACAGCUGUUCCAUUUAGCUUCAACAUUCAUGCCCUUGCAAAUGGUGAUGGAGAGCUGUACUUGUAUGGAAAGCAGAGUGCUCAGGUCUAUACUAAGGUCCUUUUGAAGGCAGAGCCACUUGCCCUUGCACAUUCUCAUGAAUGCAGGGUCUCAACCACACAUGAGCUGAACGGUGGUGUCAAUAUUGAGACUAACUUUGACAAUAAGGUUGACACUCUGCUGACACCUUCUGAACAAUCAACCAUAGUAAAAGUGAAUUCUAAGAUAAACAGCCUUGUGAUCGAUCAAGAACUCAGUGCUUAUAACAAUCAAGAGAGGAUUGGACUGGAAGUGUCUGCUGCUAAUGAAAAUAAAGAAUAUUCUUUAUCCGCUUUUGUGAAGUAUGAUAAGAAUGCAAACAACCAUAUCAUCAACUUGCCAUUUAUUGAGGGUGUGCCUGUGGUCCUGGAUAGCAUCAGAAUAACAUUAGUAAAUAUGGCUGAGGCCUUGCACAAUUACAUAAAGAGAGAAGACGUCAUCAUUGAGAUUCAGACCCUUCUACAGCACUUCAGUCACUUUGUGACUGACCUGAAUUUUGAGGAACGCACUGUCAAAAUUAAACAGGACCUGAUUACAUUCAUUCAGGACUGUGGUAUCACAGUUGAGGAUCUUGAGGCCUCUAUGAUGAAACUGAAGACUGUAGUCCAGAAUAUUAUGGCUGACUUAGGUACUCAUGCUAUUGAAUUGGAGGGAAUUGUGAAGGAAAUGAUUGAGAGUGGAACCCUGUCUGACACAGCGGUCCAGAAGCUAACCAAAGAGCUUACUGCCCUCAAUGAGAAAUAUAACAUCAUUGGUAUACUCAUUUCUGUCAUCGAAGCGAUUGAGGAUGUGAUCAAUCUGAUUGCUAAUUUUCCCACUGAGGAGAUUAGCAAGGUGGUGGAUACACUAAAAGAGUUGAUUACUGAAUUGGAUGUCCUUGAGAAGUGUAAGAUUAUCUGUAGCAAUGUGAGAGAAUUUCUUCUAAAAUAUAAGGUUGAUAAAAGAAUUAAAGCAUUUCUGGAUAAGACUGUGGAUCUAAUCAAGAUGUUCAAGAUUAAUGAAACAGUUCGAAUCCUUGCUAACACCCUGAAAUCCAUUCAGACCCCUUUCACACAUAUGAUGGAUGAUGCCAUCAGCUAUUUGAAGAAAAAUGAAGUAAAGCAAAUGCUUGAAGAUCUGAAUGAGAACCUUGAUGUUUUCAUAAAAAGGAUGAGGUCAUUCAAUUACAACUUAUUUGUGGAUGAAGCCAAUCAAAAAAUCAUUGAAUACACAACUGGAAUUAACAAGCUUAUUAUGUCACUUGAGCUCCCUCAAAAGCUUGAGGCGUUGAGAGAAUUCAUUAACUAUGCCUUGAUGUCUGUAUUUGCUUUAUUAGAAGAGCUGAGCGCAGUCAAAGUCACAGAUGUCAUAAGUCUAUUGAAAAACAUCAUUGAUAACGUUAUCCUUGAUGACAUUAAAGAAUUUGCUAAAACUAUAAAGCAGAAAGUUACUGAUAUGGACCUCAGAGAAGACAUUCUCCAGGCUUUGCAGUAUGUGAGUGAUAUGUAUACCAAGGGCCUCAGUGUUCUCACUGAUGCAUUGAAUGAUAUUGUUGAGGUUGCCAAGAAAGUCCUUGGUGAUCAACUAAUUUUCACAGAGCUGAAACAAAUCUUUGAGGGAGUUGUCAAUGGCCUGAAAACAGCGGAACUUGAGCUUCCUUCUUUUACUGUCCCACUCACUGACCUUGCCAUUCCCUCUACAAAAUUCAGUUUGCACCAACUGCAGGAAGCUGGAUUCCCAAAACAACUCGACUUCCCACGGUUCACUAUUCUGGGAUUUCACACUGUUCCAUCAGUUACCAUCACAUGUGCCGAUAUCAAGCAGAGAGUUAUAGAUUUAAUUAACUUCAUUAUUAACUUUGAAAUUGAAAUGUUCUAUAAUAAUGCUUACAUUGGAGAACUCAGAAUAUACUACUUGCCAAACCUUUCUGCCAUUACUCUGCCAAAGAUAACUUUUCCAGAGAUUUCCUUCCCUUCUAUCCCCAAAUUAAGUGGUAAGCAUUUCCUUGACGUUCCUCUUCAGAUUCCUGAGAUCAAGCUGCCUAAAAUCCCCAAUGCAAUUGUGGUGCCUGCCUUUGGAAAGUUCUACAGUGUAAUCAACCUUCAUUGCCCCUUUUACACCCUCAAGAUCACUACUGAAAUUCAGAAUUCAACUGAAAAUGAACAAAUGCACCAUUUUACAGCAUUUAUUACCUCUGUUGGUAAAUCUCCUAGCUUUGAUAUUCUCAGCUAUAAUCUAGAUUCCACUGCCCAUAUUGGUAUCCCGAAAAUGAGCCGUGUGGUUAUUGCAGAGACCUUAAAGUUUGUACAUAGUACCCUGACUGUUGAACACCAAGCAUCAGUAUCCUUCUAUGGCCUCGCUGCUCAGGCUACUGCCCAGACAACUGUGAAGGCAGUUACUACACCAUACAAGGCAGACAUUGUUAACAAAGCUUUUUUUGCUGUAGAAUAUGGAAUGUCAGCAUCUCUUGAUACAUCUUACAAGCACCAAGUGGACAUUCCCUUCCUUUCACUGACCAGCGAGGCUGCUCUGACACAGUCAGCAGUUACUUCACAGAAAGGUACCAGUAUCAAACUAACUGUUGCAAAUGUAGGCACUGGCAAAUACACUAUUCUUGACUACUCUGAUGAAGGCACCCACAAGAGUGAACUAAACUUUGCUAUGGAUUUAAAAAAUGUAAAACUCACCUUUACCACUAAUACAGAUAGUGCCACACUGAAAUUUAAGGAGACACUGAAGGUUGAAUCCACUGAACUGAGCUACAUUAACUUCCAUGGCCAAAUUGAGACUAAAGCUCCAUUCAUUAUGAACAGCCUCGUGGUUGCAUCUGGAAAUGCUCAACUUCGAGAUAUGAAGGUGGAGGUUCAUGCAAACCACAGCACAGAACUUAAUGGACUUGUAAGUGGUACCCUUUCCAAUUCUAUUAACAUCAUGGCAUGUCCUACUCAGAUCACUGCUCAUUUCAAGAACAAAGGUAAUGGCAAAAUCAGUCUUCAAGAAUCCUUCUCUGCCAAGAUUGAUCUUCAGAAUGACUAUGAUGUUAUUAUCAACACCAAAAAGCAACACAUCAACAGCAUGGCAGAUGUGCACUUCAACCAGCACAAAUAUAGCUAUAACUUCACAGUUGACAACAACAAAACUGAGACAGGUAUUUAUGCUGUGGUAAAAGGAGAGACUGACCUUAAAUUCCUGACUUUUCCUAUCAGCAUUCCAGAAAUGGUGUUACCAGUAUUCAAUUUUAAGAUCCCAGCCAUCAAUGAGUUCAACUUGUAUGAAUCUACUCACCUUAAGAACCUUUUGACUACUACCAAACAAAGCAUUGAAAUGAGUGCAAAAACUGUGUACCAAAAAAGCAAGUUUGCACCAAUUGACAAUCUUGGCAUUAUUAGUGUUCCUGCUUUUGGUAACCUAUUUUCUGAAUUUUCUUUUAAAUCCGCAAUUUUUAACCUAAAUGCCAAUUCAAGAAUAAAUGGAGAUGAUGACCUUGUCAUCUACAUCGCUGCCACGUCCGCCUCCAUCCUUCAAGCACUGAACGGCAAGCUUGAAGGGACCAGCAGUCUAACAUCAAAAAGAGGACUGAAAUUGGCUACUGCUUUAUCUUUGGAAAAUGCUCACAUUCAGGGAAUCCAUGAAAGCUCUAUAAUUCUGAACACAGAUAACCUGGAGGCUGCAGUAGCUGUGACCACAGUUGCAAAGCUGAACCUGCCCAUCCUCACCUUUGAUGUUAACUACAAGAUGCUUGCAAACACCAAGGUACAACCAAAUGCUGCAUCCACACUGACAGUCAAACACACAUUUGACCUUCCUUUUAUCAAAACUGCUGGAAGUGGCAAUGUUGAACAAACCUUGAAGCUUGCUGGAGCUAUUUCCUUUAUUGCUGUUGAGUCUACCACAAAGGCUAAAAUUGAUGGAACACUUUUAGGAACUGGCACUAUGAAGGGAGGUCUGGAUAAUGAUGCAACUAUCUACAUGAAUGGUGAAAGGUGGCGUUCCAAAGUGAAGACUGUUGGUAAUAUAAACGUUAAUCAUGGAGAUCUCAAACUACAGUUUGGUGUUGAUGAAAAUCUGGACUUCGAGGCAGCCCUUUACCAUGUGUACAAUGUUCUCAGUAUUGUUUCCAACAAUGAAGUUAACAUUGCAUCCUUUUACACAAAGGGUACACAUGUUACCAAAGCCACAAUUGAUUUGGAUCUAAUGGGUUCCUUGGCUGCUGAUGUGGAAUUUGACCUGUCUCAGCCAAGCUCUCUUGGUGAACUCAUUAUGUAUGAGAAGACAGUUGUUGAUUUGAGAUUCUCCAAGCAGAAGAUUUCCUACCUCACAAAAAUAGUCUCUCCAGUGCACACCACAAAUAUUGCUGUAAAUGCAAAUGGCAAUGCACCAGUCUAUAAAAUUGAUUUCACAUCCUCAGCUAAAUCUCCAUUUCUGCUCCUGGAUUAUGAUCUGGACAGUUAUAUCAGUACUGAAAUGGAGAAAGAAGGACUCAAAACAAUAACCAAGGCUUUCCUUGAACAUGAUGAUUUUACAUUGGACUUUAUUAGUAUUAUUGCCUUAAGUGAUCCUAGCCACACACUGAAUGUGAACAUCACCAGCCCAACUUUCACUGACAUGAACCUUCGAUAUUCUGCUCGCAAAGAUGGAAUCAGUGCUUCAGUUUCCACCCCAUCUACAGGCUUUCUUGGUUUUCAGCUUCAGGGCAAUGUUUCAUCUGAGUUAAAUGCACGUCUCUAUGGCCGUUAUGUGUCUAUGCCUGAAAAUGAUGUAGACAUUCUAAUCAUAAGGCUUGUUACAAUGGAAGAUGAAAAAAUAUUUCACACAGAUUUCAGGGAGGAAGCACCCAGUGAGUUGAUCCGGGGCUUGCAGGCGAGGAUUCCUGCCAUCACUUCUGCCAUUACUAAUUUUGCUGAAAAAUAUGGCAUUGUGAGUGUCAUCAAAAGACUGAGGACAGCCAUUGUCCAUGGCAUUACUGAAGCUUACACUGCUGCUUCCAGCCAUUCUCUUAAUCUUAGCCAGUUGUCUAUCCUCUACAGAAAUAUAAUUGUUCAGUACCAGAAGGCCAUUCAAAGUCUACUUAAUGCUGUAGUCAAAUUCCUGAGGGAAACCCAGAUCAUACUGCCUGGGAUGGAUGAAACCACUUUGCCUGAGAUAUGCCAGAAAGUCAUAAUGAAUGCUGCCAUAGUGAUGGAACAGAUUGUGAAGGCCAUCACUGACAACCUGGAUGCUUACCUCAAUUCCAUUUCUGAAACCAUUGAUACUGUCCAAGUUCACCUGCCUUAUGGUGAGGUCAUAACUGGAGAGCAGAUUUUUGAUUAUGUGAAGAGAACCUUGAAGAAUGCUCUGACCCACACUGUGAACAUUCUAAAGCAUAUGGAGAGCCUUGAUGUUGUUCUUGAGAGACUGAGCCACACCCUCCAGCAGGCUGUUCAGAAAGCACAGGAUUUUGUUGAUACCAUUGAAUCUGAUAUUAUCGAUGCUGCUGUUGUGUACAUCAAUAUAUAUUACAUUAAUAUUGUCAUCAUGAUCAAGAACUGGAUUAAGAAAAUUGAUGCUGUGCUGACCAUUGAUGAGUUGAAUGCAACUGCAGAGUUCUUAUUGGAUCUUAUCCAUGGUUAA